Molecule: messenger RNA, 7800 nt
Organism: Megalopta genalis
Lineage: Eukaryota; Metazoa; Arthropoda; Insecta; Hymenoptera; Halictidae
Source: RefSeq, a predicted model, not a curated record
UUGGUAUAUAUAUGUGUAUGUGUGCAUGCACAUUAUUGUCUUAUUGCGAUGUAAAAUCUACACAUCGCAAGAAAAGUAAUAAAAUUAUAAAAAAGAAUUAUAGUAAAUUCUUUGAAUCACAGCUGAGCUGUUUUCUUUUCCUCAAUGAACUCUGUCCUGACAUGUCUUACACUGAAUUGGAACAUGGUUAUCAGGGUCUACGGAAUGCCAGUCGACCAAUUUUCUAUGUAGGGGACUUAAAUACAGUUCAACCAACCCUUGUGGGUCCUGUUGCUUCUUCUGUAUAUCGUUCAUCAAAAAGAGCCGAACUGUCGGACGGGUGCAGUAAUGAUGAUGGAUGCAUGGGUGGCAGUGAUUUGGAAGGAGAAGGAAAGCAAGUGUUGGUUGGAGUCUGUGCAAUGGCAAAGAAGUCGCAGAGUAAACCGAUGAAAGAAAUAUUGACGAGAUUAGAAGAAUUUGAAUACAUUAAAAUAGUGGUAUUCCCUGAAGAAGUGAUCUUAAAGGAAUUUGUAGAAGAUUGGCCAAUCGUUGAUUGUUUAAUAAGUUUCCACAGUAAAGGCUUUCCGCUGGACAAAGCUAUAAAUUAUGCUAAUCUUCGAAGUCCUUUCAUUAUCAAUAAUCUACCGAUGCAGUAUGAUAUUCAGGUAAAAGUAGGUUACGAUCGCAGGAGAGUUUAUGCUAUUCUCAGUAGCGAAGGUAUCGAGAUUCCAAGAUAUGCCGUUCUAGAUAGAGAUUCAUCCGAUCCGAAACAUCAUGAACUGGUGGAGUCGGAAGAUCAUGUGGAGGUCAAUGGUGUCACGUUUAACAAACCAUUUGUGGAAAAACCAGUGUCCGCCGAAGAUCAUAACAUUUACAUUUAUUAUCCUACAUCUGCAGGUGGAGGCAGUCAGAGAUUAUUCAGGAAGAUUGGAAGCCGCAGUAGCGUGUAUUCGCCAGAAUCCCGAGUACGCAAAACUGGUUCUUACAUUUAUGAAGAUUUUAUGCCUACCGAUGGGACAGACGUUAAAGUUUACACGGUGGGGCCGGACUAUGCACACGCCGAGGCCCGGAAAAGUCCUGCAUUAGACGGUAAAGUCGAAAGAGACUCGGAAGGAAAAGAAAUUCGGUAUCCUGUUAUAUUAAGUAAUGCUGAGAAACUGAUAAGUAGGAAAGUAUGUUUAGCUUUCAAGCAAACAGUUUGCGGCUUCGACUUGCUUAGAGCCAACGGCCAGUCGUUCGUCUGUGACGUGAAUGGUUUCAGUUUUGUCAAAAAUUCGAACAAAUACUACGACGAUUGCGCAAAGAUUUUGGGAAAUAUGAUUCUCAGGGAAUUAGCACCUACCUUGCACAUACCGUGGAGUGUUCCGUUUCAGUUGGAUGAUCCACCAAUCGUACCCACGACAUUUGGAAAGAUGAUGGAAUUACGUUGUGUUGUCGCUGUCAUAAGACACGGUGACAGAACACCAAAACAAAAAAUGAAGGUGGAAGUUCGUCAUCCGAAAUUCUUUGAGAUAUUUGCAAAAUACGACGGGUACAAGCAUGGUCACAUCAAGUUAAAACGACCUAAACAAUUGCAAGAGAUAUUGGACACAGCUAGGAGUCUACUGGCUGAAAUACAGCACAGGGCUGCAGGACCAGAAUUGGAAGAAAAGCAAGGAAAACUCGAACAAUUGAAAAGCGUCUUGGAAAUGUAUGGCCACUUCUCAGGAAUUAAUCGUAAAGUACAAAUGAAGUAUCAACCAAGGGGACGACCGAGAGGAAGUUCCUCGGAUGAUGGUACAAAAAAUCGACUGGGGGAACCGUCGCUUGUACUUAUUCUAAAAUGGGGCGGAGAAUUAACACCCGCCGGUCGCAUUCAAGCAGAGGAAUUAGGAAGAAUAUUUCGCUGCAUGUACCCCGGUGGUCAAGGUAGACACCUUAGUGAGGAAGACUCAGAGAUGUUACCAAACCACGGUGAUUACGCCGGUGCUCAAGGUUUGGGUUUGCUACGUCUUCAUUCAACGUUCCGUCAUGAUUUGAAAAUCUAUGCAAGCGACGAGGGAAGGGUUCAAAUGACUGCAGCAGCCUUUGCAAAAGGCUUACUCGCUCUGGAGGGCGAAUUGACACCCAUAUUGGUCCAAAUGGUCAAAAGCGCAAAUACUAAUGGUCUCCUGGACAAUGAUUGCGACAGUAGUAAAUACCAGAACAUGGUGAAAACGAAACUUCACGAACUGUUGCAACAGGACAGGGACUUUACUCGCGAGGACAGGGAGCAAAUAAAUCCUGGGAACGCGUUGAGUAUCAAUGCAGCCUUGGAUUUCGUUAAGAAUCCUGUUCGAUGCUGUCAACAUGUACAUAUCUUGAUUCAGAAGCUGAUGGACAUUGUAAGAAUUAAGAAAGAUGAUUUGAAAACGAAAGAUGCGAUUCUUUAUCACGGCGAGACUUGGGAGUUAAUGGGCCGUCGAUGGGGAAAGAUCGAAAAGGACUUUUGUACCAAGAACAAGAGAUUCGAUAUAUCAAAAAUACCCGAUAUUUACGACUGCAUCAAGUACGAUUUGCAACAUAAUAAUCAUACGUUGCAAUUCGAGCACGCGGAAGAGCUGUAUAUUUACUCGAAAUAUUUGGCAGACAUUGUUAUACCACAGGAGUAUGGAUUAACUGUACAAGAAAAGUUAACCAUAGGUCAAGGUAUUUGCACGCCGCUUUUAAAGAAGAUCAGAGCUGAUUUGCAAAGAAACAUCGAAGAGUCUGGAGAAGAAACGGUGAAUCGGCUCAAUCCAAGAUAUUCUCAUGGUGUUUCGAGUCCGGGCCGACACGUGCGCACCAGAUUAUAUUUUACAAGCGAGAGUCAUGUGCACUCUUUGUUAACAGUGUUACGUUACGGCGGCCUGCUUGAUGUAGUAAAAGACGAGCAAUGGCGCCGAGCUAUGGAGUACGUUAGCAUGGUAUCCGAAUUAAAUUACAUGUCGCAAAUCGUAGUCAUGCUAUACGAAGAUCCAACCAAGGAUCCCAGCAGCGAAGAACGUUUCCAUGUCGAGUUGCAUUUCAGUCCUGGCGUAAAUUGUUGCGUACAGAAAAAUUUACCGCCAGGGCCAGGGUUCAGACCUCAUUCGCGAAACGAGAGUAGUCACAAUAUAGGCGAAAGUGGGGGUGGAUCUACGCAAGAUACCAUUUCCCAGUGUAGCGCACGGAUAGAAGAAGAAGAUGUUGAAUUGACAAUUUCAGACGACGAUUUCAUGAAUCCACCUGUACAAUCUAAUACUCCCCCGCUGAUGAUGGAAACCGACACGGCAGAUUCGAUUAUGGAUAGUCCAACAACCAGCAGAGCCGUCGAUAUGAUGGACCUGGAUCCCAACAUGAUGGACGAGCCAUUCGAUAGUGGUUUCUUGCAGAGCUCUGCGCCCAUUCCAAUAAGUGCUAGAACAGUGGCAGGUCAUGAAGCAGCUAGACUCGGUAGCCAGCUGGCUGCCAGUCAACGUCAACGACGCGAUGCUGAUAGAGGUGGGAUCGUAGAGCCACGUGCACGUAGUUACGAUCAUCAGAGACAAGAUAAGCCUGAGAAAGCUGCGGACAAGCUGCAGUAUCAGAGCUUGGACGCGGUCAACAAGGAAGAGAGCAAGCAUGGGGUAAAGUGCCGCGAAGAGAUGUCUAGCCAGGCUUUGCUCUACGUACCUCCUAUGGGAAAGGUCGUUUUGCCGCACUCCUACAGCUCACCGGAGUUACCUGUUCCUCCAAUCGAAACCUCCACUUCGACACCUUUGGUGACUUUACACAAUACCCCUCUAGUUUCACCGAACAGCAGAGCCCCGGAUAUCACGAACAUUGUGGUCCCGGUCCCCACGAUUCGUCUCCCGACAUGCCCGACAUGCCUCGAUAACAAUCCCGAAGAGGCCGACUCUCGUCUACGUUUUCAAAGUAAGAAAUACGGACGUUCCCACACAGAUACGAUUCUCCCAUGUGUCGCUUGCGAAUUGACCGGUUCUAUAAGAUCUGGUUCGUGUGACAAUCCGUUGGCAAAGUCUUUUCGUUUGUUAUCCCAUCGUGAAAGAGUCACAGGGACAGCAAGAGCUCAGUUCCAGCUCGGUAAACGGUCUCGUUCGUUGUCUCCCUAUUUGCCCAGGUGUCUCUGUUAUAAUUGUAACGUGUCGGAGCUGAUCUUAAGAAGCAGGGACCUGCCGCCCAUGGAACGUUCCAAUUUCGAUACCUACUUUGCACGUUCGUUGUCCCACAAGUUCUUUAACUGUCCCUGCUAUUUAAGCCCGUAUCAGGGCGAAUCGAAUUGCUCCUCUUGCAGCAACUCCUCCUCCAACGACAGCUAUGGAAAUGCCAAAGAAAGUCCACAGUGUGCCAGUUGUGAAACGAAACUUGGCUGGUCCAUCGAGCCUCGGCAAGGACGAUGUCCAACGUCUUCCGAUUGUUCCCUGUUAGGGUCCGGUGAACCUUCCGCGCGUAAACAUCCGUCGUUCGAGGGAAGACAGAAGUGGAGGUUCGAUAAGGAAGCUGUUAGGAGAACGUGCGGCGGUGGCUCUGCUUUUGAGAACGUUCGUCGACCAAUUGGAACAAUGUCGUGUCCCAAUUUAAAUAACUUUCUGCUCGGUGAUUCGGUUUGCUCGACGGAGAACUUCUCGGCCGGUUGUUCCUUGGUACGCAGAUGUUGUUCUUGUACAAAUGUGACUCUCCAGUGGCGCAGUAGCCUGGCAGAUAUACCCGACCGUGUUAGUAUGCUUUGCCAUUCGUCCUCUGUGCACGGUAGCGAUGCUCAUGGUGAUCACGACAUCCCCCCGCGCGAUUCUAACCAUCGUUCCAAGUGUCCACGUGUACCGUUCUCCCGAGUCCAGCCUCAAAGAUCCUUCUCGUCUCCAGACACACGACCUUCGAUCAUUCAACCUGACCCUACCUGCACAGCAAGGCGCCACCGUCACAGUAUCUCCGGACAGAUGAGUUAUUUCAAGCUGUUGGGCUACAACAUCAACAAAAAGCUGACAGGGUCAGCCAACAGUCUCUUCAGCACCGCGGUUAUCAGCGGGUCCUCGAGUGCUCCAAAUUUGAAGGACAUGGUACCACCCCAUGCGUCCGCUGUUGCCGCGAUAGAAGGUUUUGGCGGUGUGCCACCUAUAAGACCGUUGGAGACGCUUCACAAUGCGUUGUCUCUUCGCCAAUUGGACUCCUUUUUGGAAAUGAUGACCACGGCUCCCCUGUUUCGUACACCUGCCUCGUCGCCUCCAAAGUAUCCGUCACCGGGUGGAUCCACUCACGAAUCUGUUAAUCCCAGUCUCGGUGCCGGAGGAAUCAAUUGCGAGUACCACUCUUCCGACCUGGAGGCUGUCAGGUAUCAUAAGAAAAGAUUAAAUAAACCACCUUUAUACAUCACCACGACUCCUAUACAAUACAAGUCUUCGAACGAUGGAGAACCAUGCGAUAUAAGGAACCAACUAUCGCCGACCAGUCCCAACAGUACCGGUUGGAGUAGCGAGCCACAGUCGUUCGUGUCGUCCGAACCGUCGUCUCCAGCUCCAACUUCCACGGGAGAAUGCAGUAUGUCUAUAAGUUUGAUCAGCAACGAAGGAGCGCAAUCGUUCAACACUGGCCCUAAAUAUCCAACGACUCCUUGUUUGGACGUGGACUUCAACGAUUUCUGCAUGAACAUCGAUCAAGAACACAGGGAAAGUCGCGGCAGCGUAUCGUACACGGACUAUUACAGCAACGAGGAUGGACAGAUUCGAAAGUGCGCUUUUGGAACGAACUUUGGUAGCAAUUUACAGAGAAUGAUACGCACCGAUGAUCUUCCUAUCGACAACAUGGACGACGACGAGGAACGUACGAUAACGUUGAAGCAAACCGAAGAGCAAAAGAAGCAGGACGUCAAGCGAAUAUUUGAGCAGCAGGAAAAGUUAAAGAUAAAACCUAGCACCAGCUGCAAAAAGAUUGGAAGAUUUCUGGUCGAAAGCAUGGACAUAGUGGACGAAGAUGUUAGGAUCAAAGAGCCAGACAUUUCCGACAAAGCGAAACCAUCUACCUCUCAGAAAGUUGAAUCCUCGAAUAUCGAUAAAGCUCAGAGGAGCAGGGACACCGGCACGGAAAAGACUUCUUCGUUGAACAGUUACAAGAGAAAGAAUUUCUCUCGGUCGCAGAGCGUUUCCACUCCGAAAGCGGUCGUUCCGAACACCGAGGCGAAUCUGAGUUACAAAUGCGCGUCGAAACUGAGCUCGUUGUCGAACAUGUCGGACAAGGAUUUGGAAGAAUGGAAGCAGAUCUUGAUCGACGCGAAGCCCCCUUCCUCGCCCUUGACGAGCGAAGAAGAGCCUAUACUGACCGUGGCGAGCAGCUUAACGAACAGCUCCAGCGUGACCAUAGGCUUCGAUGUCCACGAAGAAAGCAAAGAAUAGCUAAGAAUGGCAUAGUAUUAUAUCUCGUUUGAAACUGGUGUAUUAAUAUUAGAAUAUACUAUUUUGGUAGACCGGCAACACUAUACUAGAAGACGUAAUUUUUGCAUACACGGUUGUUGCUUGUAAACAUAAACAGAGUCCGCAAGAUCGAAUUUCUAUCACGCGUCUAAUGGACGCACAACAAUUUAGAUACAUCGUACAGCUUGUGCAUUUUAUAGUCGAAGAAAGAGAGAUUCGUAUUUUGUAGCGUUCUUAGAUGAAUUUUACUUUACACUUAUUGUACAAUACUUUAAUUUUGAUCCAUGUUCCUUUAACUUUAGUUUCUCGAAUAAGAGAACGCAUAGACGUACUUUCCGCUGAAACAAAAUAGUACCUAUUGUUACGAUUGCCGAUUGCAAAGGAAAUAUUUAAACAAAUUCGAUAGCUAUAAUCUGUUGACGUCUCCGAUCGAUUCUAGGAGGAAUUCGAUUCUCGUACUUAUAAAUUAAUAUAAAGCCUAAAGGUAUCGAUUUUCUUUAACUCGUGCUUCUGCAUACGUUGCUCUUAACUGUAUCUUCGAAGGAUAGGAUGACGCGAAAUUGAUUAUCGAAAAGAAAUGUGUCAUUGGUCGAACGUCAAAUUAAGGUGAAAAUUUGGGCGAUCGAGUUCUUAUUACUUGCUAAACAGCUAUCGUUAACGUUUCUUCUAAUUCGAGAACAAUUAGGAUAUACCGCUACGUGUUUCCAUGACCAAAACAAAAGGCAGAAGAAACCACUCGCAGUAUUUUAUGGUUUGCAAUUUUAAUUGCUAUUAAUUUUGCAUUCGACUAAAUUCAUGUAUAUCCUAUAAUAGAUAGAUUAUCGUGAACGUACAAACGCUAAUAAGUACAAAGUUUCGUAAUAGCUCUUUAACAAUCUGACAUUUGUUUCGGUGUAAAUAGAAGAUACAUAUAUGUAUACAAUGUAUAUGCUAUUUUUCUUACGAAUGUAUCGGAAAAGCUUGUUAUCAGAGGAGAUACGACAAGUUGAAAGUUCCAGAGAUUUAUUAUGUUAUCCUGACAAUUGUUGCCUCGAGACGCGGUCAAAUAUUUAACGUGCUUUGAAAAAGUGACUCGAGUGUCCAGUUUUUUGGUCGCUCAAGCGUUCGCACCUUACUUCUAAGACCUUGCUUCUUAUGACCUUACUCUAAAUAUUCCAUCAAAAAUGCGUCCGGUGUUUUUAAUAUUAUAAUUGCAAUUGGCAGAUCAACAAUUAUACGUGUUUUCAAAGCAUCGUUCAAAGUUCUGAUGUUAGAAAAUCUUACCAAAAUUGAUAAGUAAUAUUCCAGUUUUUCGCAAGCACGUGCAAUUCAUUUAGAAAUUGAUGUUAUAUCGUAUGUACCGGGUUUCGGUGAGAUUCUAGUGUAACGAAUUGCGUUUGAUAGAUGUUUAAAGCGCAUACGCAUAGUUGGUGUAAAAUAAAUAAAUCGUGAAAAAUGG